Opisthorchis viverrini is the source of this 2703-nucleotide messenger RNA. RefSeq lists its product as hypothetical. The record is from RefSeq and is a predicted model, not a curated record. Bases 1 to 2703 code for a protein of 900 amino acids. Lineage: Eukaryota; Metazoa; Platyhelminthes; Trematoda; Opisthorchiida; Opisthorchiidae. The transcript is spliced from 18 exons.
AUGCGCAGCUACCUACCCCCCCCUCAAUCAUCGGUGAACGAAACUGCGGCAGCUACAACCACUAUGCCGAUGUUACCAAAUUUGUUCCAGACGGCAAAAUGCAAAACAGGGUUGGUUUUAACUGAAAUUGGAGCGCGAUGGCUCAAGUGGUCAGGGCGCAAGUUUACUGGUCGGAAGGUCCGCGGUUCGAACCGGGCCUGCUCUGCCUCUCGACUUCCCCUGUCUAGGCUUGGGCAACCUGGCAGUACCCACAAUGCUUUAUGGACGAUCAAGAUAAGACAACCAAUCAGCUGUAACACCCUUUCGGUGCCUAACUGCCACGCCACGCGAAGAAAGCACGAGAGCUGCGAUACUGCCAGGUUACCCAAGCCUAGACAGGGGAAGUCGAGAGGCAGAGAUCGGGUUCGAACCACAGACCUUCCGCUUAGUUCUCGGUCUGAGCCCCUCAAACUAGCGUUCGCGUCAAAACAACCACCAAAGGUGCACAAGAAACGAAGUCAAGGACAGGUGUACAGCUCUUCGUAUAUACAGCGUAAGCGGUUACAACCUUCUGGAAGUUCUGAUGCGUUCUGGACGCGCCAUUGGCAACCGGCAUUUGGCCAAUACUGGGUCAUGAUUGGCUGUUGGGUCCAGAUUUUGGACCGAUCAGAUCUCGUCUUGAUGCCGGACCGGCAAGCGUCCCAAAUUCUUGGCCAAUCUCGUGCGGGGUCGAGUUCAAAAUGCUGCGGUGUGCUCCAUACGGGUCGAAAACCUGGCAAACGCUCGCCGAGGCUGUCAACAGACUUUCCGUGUUUGACCAUCGAUGUCUUCGGAGCAUUGCCCAAGAGUAAUGCUAAAGUACGUCAGAAAGAUAACUCGCCCAAUAGAGAUGAACUGAUUGCACUGGCUUGGUCACGUGCUACACAUGCUAGUCGAGCGGCUACCUCAGAGAGCGCAAACGUAGUGACCGGAACGUCCGUGGUUCGAAUCCAACCCCGGCAUCUCGACUACUCCAGUCUAGGUUUGGGCAAUCUGGCAGUAUCUCAGCUGUCGUGCUUCCUCCAGGUAAGGCGCAAACGUAGUGACCGGAACGUCCGUGGUUCGAAUCCAACCCCGGCAUCUCGACUACUCCAGUCUAGGUUUGGGCAAUCUGGCAGUAUCUCAGCUGUCGUGCUUCCUCCAGCCGAACUGCAGCUAGACAUCGCAGCCAGGAAACGACAGCAGGCUCAUCACUGCCAGUCUGAGACCCCUAAGACUGAAAUAAGCAUCAAACUGAGAUGUCAUCAACAGGUUUCCACCGUCCUUUCCCGAACGCACGUCAGCCGAACUGCAGCUAGACAUCGCAGCCAGGAAACGACAGCAGGCUCACAACUGCCAGUCUGCUGUAACACCCUUCCGGUACUUCGCUGCCAUACCACCCAAAGGAAGCACAAGGGCUGGGAUACUGCCAGGUUGCCCAAGCCUAGAGAAGAAAAGUCGAGAGCUAGAGGCCGGAUUCGAACCAGGGACCUUGCGCCAGAGUGGCGUAAACAGAGAGGUGGCCAACCCUUGACUUGGCGGAGGAGUAUGAAGGAGAUCCCGAAACGCUUGGCUGCUGUCGGUGCUACUCGCCUUCCAGGAUUGGGACCGCGUGAUCCUCACUGUGCCUGGUUGGAAACACUACAAGAUAUGGCUGCCAACCAAUACUGUUUUGUAUUUGGGUUCAAUGAGAACAUAAGGUUGACGAAAACUCGGGGGCAGCGCCUACUUGAUGAGCCCAAGGAAGGGCGAAACCGGUUGUGGACUGUCAAAGAGUUUUCAGCAACCUUGAAACGCACUCAGGCAAACAGAAGAUACCCACCCAACUGCGUACUGAUGAUGUCUUCCCAUAUGGUGACGAAACGUUUGCCACCCGAAAAAAGCACGAGCGCUGGGAUACUGUCAGGCUGCCCAAACCUAGACGGGGGAAGUCAAAGGGCUGAGGUCGGGUUUGCACCACAGACCUUCCGAAGGACGAUUAGGGUCCUCAAUCAAAGCCUUUUGCUCAAACGCCUAACCGCAAGGCAGCAGUGGUUGGCAAGAAAUGCAAAUGCAUUACCAUUUCCACGGAACAAGUCGCCACAUGUUCCAACCCCCAACAUGGAGGGCCAGGAGACUGUGUUCGUCAGACCUCUACCCAUGGACCAACCUGGUAUGAGACCCUUUGAGCUCGAGAUGGCUCAGUGGUUAGGGUUCGAACUUACCGGCCGCAAGGUCUGCGGUCCCAAGCCAAACUCAGCAUCUCGAAUUUCCUUGUCUAGGCUUAGGCACCAUGGCGUUAUCGCAGGCCUGGGUUAUUCAAGGCGAUCGUUUGCAAGACCGAUGCGGACGAAUUCGGCGAAUGGCGAAGGAUUCGGGGUUACCAGUGUGAGGACACAUAGUUGUCCAGCUGUAGCACCCUUUCGGUGCCUAGCUACCAUGCCACAAGAGGGAGGUACGAGGGAUGGGAUACUGUCAGGUCGCCCAAACAUAGACAGGGAAAGCCGAGUGGCAGAGGUCGGGUUCGAACCACGGACCUUUCGGUCAGUAAAUUCGCGCUCUAACCACUUGGUCCAUCUCGCCUCUCAGACAUACGCAGCGAGAUGGCCCCAGCAGUUGGAACACGAAUUUACUGACCGGAAGGUCCGUGGUUCAAAACCGACCUCUGUCUCUCGACUUCCCCUGUCUAGACUUGGAGAACCUGGCAGUAUCCUAACCCUCGUGUAA